AUGGGAAAAUAUAAAAAUUUGAAGGUCAAUGAGAGUAACAACUUGACAAAACCAGCGAUGGCGACGGGCGCGCAAAAAAAACAGAUCCUCAACACAAUUCAAGAGUCCUUGCUUGAUUUCUUGUCGCAACUCAACUGUAUCACGUCGUGUUCCGACAAAGUUGAAUCACCACUAUUUAAGAAAAGAUCCAGCCUUCGAGAGAUAGCACAGGUGUGUGUUGUGUUGAAGGCAAUACACGAAGCUGUACAAAGCGGAAUCAGCAUUACCAAAAGGCACAUUUACUAUUUGGAAAAGGACUUGUUUACGUGCCAGAAUACAGUCGACAGGAUCAUAAAGAGACUCAGCAAGUACGUAUUUAAAGCCCCCAAAGAGGCGUUUAACGUCAUUGCAGCGCCUAAGGGAUUUUUCAACGGGAAUGUUGGGUUUGGGAAAAAUCAGUCAAGCGCAACUACACGUCUCAUUCCAACAGUUCCCUUUCUCGCCAACAAUAGCGCAAACACCCAUAUAGCGGGUAUUCUUGUCGUCGAAAAGUACACUGUCUUUGAGAAAAUAGUUUCAUCACAUUGGUUUGCAUCGAUGAAAGGUGAAAUCCUUGUCGUCACGGGUUGUGGAUUUCCAGACACUGCAACUUGCGUCUUUGUCAGUACUAUCUCAACGACAACAAAGUGCCCGGUUUACUGUUUGGUCGACUUUGAUCCAUGCGGGCUCGAUAUUUUUGCAAGUUACGUCGAAAAGUUGGGUGAUGUUGUGGUGAAGCUUUUGUUAUACAAACAAGUGAAAGGAGUAUUUGACCAAAUAAAAAACACACACAAGCUCCCGCUCAACGCCGGUGACGUUAACCGAUUGCUCAGAAUCAGAGCGGAAACAAAUGACGACGAAGUCAAAAACGUUGUUGAGCUCCUUCUUGAAAACAAUUGUAAAAUUGAGAUGGAGGCAUUUUCGUCGACGGACGAGUCUAUGCUGCUCACAGACUCGUUUCUUCCCUCAUUGUUUCCACAAUAUCGGCAGAAAGUUGAGGAGUGA
Messenger RNA from Entamoeba invadens IP1, 1023 nucleotides. RefSeq names its product meiotic recombination protein SPO11, putative. Gene Ontology annotation, molecular function: DNA topoisomerase type II (double strand cut, ATP-hydrolyzing) activity; DNA binding; ATP binding. The record is from RefSeq and is a predicted model, not a curated record. NCBI's taxonomy places the organism in Eukaryota, Evosea, Mastigamoebida, Endamoebidae. The coding region runs from base 1 to 1023 and encodes 340 amino acids. The transcript has a single exon. Gene Ontology annotation, cellular component: nuclear chromosome. Gene Ontology annotation, biological process: meiotic DNA double-strand break formation; reciprocal meiotic recombination; meiotic DNA double-strand break processing.